This is a messenger RNA of Limulus polyphemus (Atlantic horseshoe crab), 3142 nucleotides long. Its product is annotated as kinectin-like. Gene Ontology annotation, cellular component: lateral element; meiotic spindle pole; meiotic nuclear membrane microtubule tethering complex. Lineage: Eukaryota; Metazoa; Arthropoda; Merostomata; Xiphosura; Limulidae. Gene Ontology annotation, molecular function: dynein complex binding. Gene Ontology annotation, biological process: spindle localization; spindle assembly; actin filament organization. The record is from RefSeq and is a predicted model, not a curated record. The coding region runs from base 56 to 3106 and encodes 1016 amino acids. The transcript has 25 exons.
UAAAGAUAUCUUGUUUGUCAACCGACGUUGUGUAUUUUGUUUAUGCUUUUGCAUCAUGGAAUAUCCAAAAUUUCCUUCGGAAGGCUCUAUAGAUGGAAUAGACAGCUUGGAUAAAGCAAGCACACGUUCAGAAGAAGAAGAAGAAUGCUUCACAGGCUUUGGCAAACAAACUAAACAUUCCCUCCCUCCAGGGAGUGCUCAAGGAAAGGCAAACUUGUUGAAAAAGGAUGAAAGAGUCUUUGAUUUUCCAGAAACACUUUUUACAUGUGUUUCUAAUGAAGAAAAUAUAGCUUAUGACUCAAGAAUUUUAGAUAUACAACACUUUGAUUGUGAAAACUUGUCAAAUAUUAGUGGUCUUGUAGAGUUUUUAAAUGGUACGACAGAGAGAGAUGAAAACAGAGAAAUAUUUGGCAAUAUGAAGAGAAUUGCUUGUCCUCUGAUGCAGAACAAAACAUUCUUAUUUCAUCACUUAGGAGACAACUCAUUGUGCAUUCAACAGUAUAGAGAACAGGAUGAUAAAUUCUUCACCUUAGAUAGCACAUCUUCCUUUGAUUCUCAAGGUUCUGUGGAAGGAAAGAAUAAUGGCAGUAGCAAUAGGGAUAGCAUAAGUUCUCUCAAUUCUUCCUUAGGUAUUUUAAACACUUCACAGUUGUCAUCAAUCAGUUUGGAAGGAAUGGCAGGUGGAAAUACUAGCAGAGACUCCAUUGAUUUACUAAAUGAACUAGAAGAACUUAGUUUUCAGAACAAAAAACUUCAAGCUGAAAAUGGAAGAUUGAAGAUGCAGAUAUCUCAAAGUGAAGAAACUACCAGUCAGCUGAUGAAUGACAAUGAUGAACUGAAAUUGAAACUCAACAGCUUUCAAAUUAUACUUGACAAAAGCAAAUAUUUGGAAAGAGAACAUGAGGAGAUUAAAUCCAUUUUGGAGCAAGGGGAAAACACAAAAACUGAACUGGAGAAAAAUAUAGCAAAUCUACAGAAAGAAAACAGCCAUUUAACCUCACAGAUUAAAGACUUGGAACAGGAGCUUAUGAUGACUUACUCAGCAGUAGAAAAUUAUAUGAAAGAAGGGGAACUUACAACAAUGCUAAAAGAUCAAAUUGAAGAAGUAACACGUCAAAAAGAUCUGUGCAAAACAGAAUUGGAUGAGAAAACUAGACUUUAUGAAGAACUAGAGCAAGUGGUGAGAGAAUAUGCAAAAACUACUGAGGUUCUUCAGCAGGAAAAAAAUGUUCUUGAGGUACAACUUUAUAAAGCUCAAGGAGAAAUAGAGAGUAUAGCUGAAGCUGUAGGUGUAGAUUAUCACUGGAAUGUCGAAGAUAUAGAUGAGGAGCUAGAUAGUUGUGAUACAGAAGAUUUAGUGGAUGAUAUUCCAGCUCCUUAUAAUGCAUCUUUAACUAAAAGCCUUAAAUCACAAAAGAUUAUUUCUCGCUUUUUUAAAAAACAACCUUUUUACUCGAGUACACCAUUUCGACAACAAGUGUUGAAAAGUGCAUCCAUUUGUGCUGAAAUGAAAGACUUGAUCUGUGAAAAUGAUAGUUUACCAACUCCCAUUUGUGGAAAGGAAAUACAUUUUCUUUCAUGUAAUGAAGGAGCUGAAUCACCUUUACCAUGUUUGAAAUCUCCUGAUAAAAAGCUUACAUUAGUUAAACAAGAAAAAUUCAAGAAUACAUCAUCUGCUUAUUAUGAAGAACCACUUUCAAGAAACAAAGAACAAGAGAAAGUUAGAUUAGAAAGAGUAAUGUUUGUGGAUCCUGAUGUAGAAGACUCCGAAGAAAAAAAAUAUGUAAAAUCUCCAUCAUCUCUUCAAGCCAAUUUCUCUGAAGACCAAAUUCACAUUAAACCUGAACUGAAAAAGAAUCCAGACAAUAAGAUUAUGUAUGGAAACAAUCAAAAGCUUAUGGAGAUUUUCCAUAAAGAAGUUCUUCGUGUGAAAAAGAUUUUGGAAAGUCUUCAAGCUGAAGCAGCAAGAUUCCUUGGAGUCUACCAAGACUAUCCUCUGGAGAAAAAACAGCAACCUGUCACAGCUAAAGAAAUAGCUGCAUCAUUAGAUAUACUUACAACAGAAAUUGAAGAGGUUGAAGCUGUUCUUGCUUAUCUGACAGAAGAUAUUUUCCAAACAAGAAUGCCUAAUCAAAAAGCAACUUUACAAAACAAAAGAUUUUCUAAUGAUGGAACAGGAACUAACCUUUAUUGGAGAGACCUAGAUGAUGCACAUUUUAAUAUUUGUAAAAACAGAAAUAGGAUUUUUCCAGUUUCUACAAGCCAAACUUCUAGUCCUUUGCAUCAUGCACAUUCAACUGCUUAUUCAUGUCCCACAAUACCCAGUGAAACUCCUGUUGUUACAAAAUCAACCCAAACAGAGCCAUUGGUAGCUAAGUUAUCAUAUGAUAAUCAGUUAUCAAACUGGAUGUGCCAAAAUGAGGAUGUGCAGGAAAAAACUUCUUUAUGUGCUUUGUCAGAGAAGGUGCCGGAACAUCACAUAGGGAUAUUCAAUAAUAUUCAUGGAUACAAAAAUAAUGUUCCUCCUCGUACAUCAUUCGUCUACAGAAAUCGAAGUUUCACUUUCCCUUCAGUAGAAGGCAGAAACAGUUUACCAUAUUGUGAAGACAAAAUUAGUGCUAAGAAUGUAGAUUGUAAUGAAACUUCUAAAAAAUAUUCUCAGAAAGCAAAAAAUUUCCAACCAGUUCCAACAAAACUAGAUGACAUAAGGUGGAUCCAGAAUUCUAGAGAUGGCAGUGAACCAUUCAAUAAAGAAGUUAGGUUUUAUGAAGAUCUCAAGGGAAGUUCUGGACUAAUGUAUGUAAUAACAAAACAACCUGAAAGAAAAUCAAAGGUUAAUGUGGUCAAGAAGAAAAAAAAAGCCAGAAAGGAGAAACAUAAGAAGAGAAAUAACAUUUCUAGAAACAAGAACAUCAUACCUGAUUGUAUGGAAAUGUCGGAGAAAGGCAGUGCUAGUAUGGAGAGUGAAGCUACUGAUCUUACUUGCUCAAAUGUAAUCAUUUCACCAAAAACUAACAAUGAUUCUGUAUUUCCCAGUGUUCCUGACAGCUUCUUAAAACAUUUAGGGCUGCACAAGGAAAUUCCUUAUAGGUAUAGUAUUUCUUAGAUGAAAAAAUAAACGUAUUUGUAUAGAAGAAGUUGA